Molecule: messenger RNA, 917 nt
Organism: Chroicocephalus ridibundus (black-headed gull)
Lineage: Eukaryota; Metazoa; Chordata; Aves; Charadriiformes; Laridae
Gene: GCG
Product: glucagon
Exons: 7
Coding region: 93-713 (206 amino acids)
Biological process (GO): adenylate cyclase-modulating G protein-coupled receptor signaling pathway; positive regulation of insulin secretion involved in cellular response to glucose stimulus; negative regulation of apoptotic process
Cellular component (GO): extracellular region
Molecular function (GO): glucagon receptor binding; hormone activity
Source: RefSeq, a predicted model, not a curated record
CUCAGGAUCCUCAAGGCUUGCCAUAGUUCCAGAAGAGAGAGUAGCAGCUCUUUCUGCAACUGCUACGUAUCACUUCAAAGUAUAAAAAGGCAAUGAAAAUGAAAAGUGUUUAUUUUGUUGCUGGGCUCCUUUUAAUGAUAGUUCAAGGCAGCUGGCAAAAUCCUCUUCAGGAGACAGAGGAGAAAUCAAGAUCAUUCAAAGCUUCCCAGUCUGAACCAUUAGAUGAAUCUAGACAGCUGAAUGAAGUGAAACGUCACUCACAAGGCACAUUCACCAGUGAUUACAGCAAGUACUUGGACACUAGACGAGCUCAGGACUUUGUGCAAUGGUUAAUGAGCACUAAAAGAAAUGGCCAACAAGGACAGGAGGACAAAGAAAAUGACAAAUUCCCGGACCAGCUCUCAAGCAAUGCGAUCUCCAAGCGUCAUGCUGAAUUCGAGAGACACGCUGAAGGCACCUACACCAGUGAUAUCACCUCUUAUUUGGAAGGUCAAGCUGCCAAAGAGUUCAUUGCUUGGUUAGUGAAUGGACGAGGAAGAAGAGAUUUCCCAGAAAAAGCUCUUGUGGCUGAAGAAAUGGGCCGAAGACAUGCAGAUGGCACUUUCACAAGUGAUAUCAACAAAGUCCUUGAUGACAUGGCUGCCAAAGAGUUCCUAAAAUGGCUGAUUAACACCAAAGUUACCCAAAGGGACCUUUUGGAAGAAUACCAGUAAAAAUGCAGAAUAAAAAUGGGAUAGAUGAAGAUCUUCAUUGCAUCAACUGCCAGUUAUUAAGAGAUUCUGAAAUCUGUAUUCUGUCAUUUACAUUGGGUGUAACAAAGCUAUGUCACCUUGCAUGCCAGGAAAUAAUUGUACUAUAGUUUAGUGUUGCCAAAGGUUUAUAUAUGGAAAACUUAUUGUCUAAGGGAUGGUUACCUU